GAGGAAGAGGAAGGGAAGCGAGAUAAAAGCAGUAGAUGUGAAGAUUAACAAAAUCGUUUUUUCUCGUUUUCUCCCAUCAUGUGGCACUCGAAGGUUGUCCUAGGAUGGCAAGGGUGAAGAGGGUGUCAUCAAGUGUGAUAUAAUUAGAGGGAUAACCAGGUGUGUGGUGGACAGCUUCUUUAUUUCCUGUGUGGAGAGCAAGGCAUUGAUUGAUGUCUGCCUCGCCUGCUGGUGCCACCGGGUCUGACUCUGUCCCCGUGUCUCCCUCAAACCCCCCCACCACCACUAGUCCCCCCUCGUCAGCGACCUCGACCAUAGUGUCUGCUGGGUCGGCCCUCUCUCCCUCAAGCACCGCCACCAGCUCCCAACCGUCGACCCCGGUAGAGCCCCCUGUUGUGCGUGAGGUCAGGCCACACAACCCCAAAAUGUCAAAGGCACUAAGCACCAGUGCUAAGAGGAUACAAAAGGAACUCGCAGAAAUUACACUGGACCCCCCACCCAACUGCAGUGCUGGGCCCAAGGGAGACAAUCUGUACGAAUGGGUGUCAACUAUCCUGGGUCCGCCUGGGUCCGUUUACGAGGGUGGGGUCUUCUUUCUAGAUAUCCAUUUCUCAGCAGAAUACCCAUUCAAACCACCUAAGGUCACGUUCCGCACACGAAUUUAUCACUGCAACAUAAACUCCCAAGGAGUGAUAUGUUUAGAUAUUCUUAAGGAUAACUGGUCUCCAGCCCUCACUAUCUCCAAGGUUCUGCUGUCCAUCUGCUCUCUUCUUACAGAUUGCAAUCCAG
This is a messenger RNA of Penaeus vannamei (Pacific white shrimp), 789 nucleotides long. NCBI's taxonomy places the organism in Eukaryota, Metazoa, Arthropoda, Malacostraca, Decapoda, Penaeidae. The record is from RefSeq and is a predicted model, not a curated record.